Molecule: messenger RNA, 444 nt
Organism: Staurois parvus
Lineage: Eukaryota; Metazoa; Chordata; Amphibia; Anura; Ranidae
Source: the annotation of a GenBank genome assembly
GACAUAACAGGGAUAUUAACAGGAGUCUUCAUACUGAUCUGCUGCUUCUUCAUCUAUUCGACAUGGGACACAAUGUACAGAAGACCUAAUCUCCCUCCAGGUCCUACACCUCUGCCCCUUAUUGGAACUUUGCUGCACAUUAAACAUGGAGAACUAGUGAGCUCAUUAAUGAAGCUGUGGAAGCAAUAUGGCCCAGUCUACACUUUGUACUUUGGUCCUCGUCCGGUGGUUGUCAUCUGUGGAUAUGAAGCAGUGAAAGAAGCUCUGGUGGAUAAAGCAGAAGAGUUUGGUGCUCGAGGUCCUUUAAACCACAUUGAGAAAUUCACCCAAGGUUAUGGGAUUAGUCUGAGCAAUGGGGAAAGAUGGAGAAUCACACGGACCUUCACGUUAAGAACACUGAAGAGUUUUGGGUUUGGAAAUAAGAACAUUGAAGGGAAGAUACAA